Messenger RNA from Oppiella nova, 4688 nucleotides. The record is from the annotation of a GenBank genome assembly. Lineage: Eukaryota; Metazoa; Arthropoda; Arachnida; Sarcoptiformes; Oppiidae.
AUGUCAGCCAUGAAUGCGAUGGCAAUGCAGUCAUCGGUGGUGCCGAUGAAUGGGUUCCAGUCGUCGCCAACGGUUCCGUUGAGUCGACUCAUCGAGUUUGCCAUUCAGAGGACUUACCACGAGUUGAGUGUUUUGGCGGAUCUGUUGCCACGAAAGACAGAUAUGGAGCGCAAGAUAGAGAUCGUGUCGUUCGCGAGUCGGACGCGACAACUGUUUGUCCGGAUGUUAGCUUUGGUCAAAUGGGCCGGAAGUGCCUCCAAAGUGGACAAAUGCGCCACAAUUGUCCAGUUCCUCGACAGACAGUCGGAUCUGUUCGUCGAGACGGCAGACAUAUUGGCGAAGAUGUCGAGAGAGACGUUAGUGUCGGCCCGACUGCCGAGCUUUCAGUUGCCGUCAGCCGUCGAAGUGAUGACUUUAGGCACGUAUUCACGGCUCCCGACUGUCAUCCGCGACCGCAUCGUACCUCCCGAUCCCAUCACUGCCACCGACCGAAAGGCAACACUCCUUCGACUCAAUCAUAUAAUACAACAACGAUUGGUCACAACAGCCCUCCCCUCGCAGAUGAAGCACUUGAAGGUCGAGUCCGGACGCGUUGUCUUUGAGGUGGAGCACGAGUUUGAACUCUCGCUGACACUCAUGGGAGACAUACCGUCCCUCCCGUGGAGAGUAUUGAAUGUGAAGAUUCUGGUUGAGGACAAAGAGACGGGUAGUGGCAAAGAUCUGGUCCAUCCCUUGCAGAUCAUGUUUUUGCAACAUUUGGUUCAAUCGAGACUUACAGACAACUCGAGGCCAUUGAUUGAUGCCUACAAUACUCUGCACUCGUUUUGCUUAAGUCUUCAGUUGGAAGUACUCCAGACUCAAGCCAUCCGCUUAUGCCACGAAAGGUUAGACGACUUCAUUCAUAUCGUUGAAUACUCGCCGGGAAACCGAUUAAUGCUAUCGUAUUGGAGAGAAUGCCAUCGCGAAGACAAAGGCUUCAAACUGUGUGUCCAAAUAGAUUCAGCCCAACCCUCACGUCCUCUUCAAGUGAUUCAUUUGCCAGAACUCGAGUCCAAAGACGCUCUCCAGACAUACGAAGCCAUAAAAUCAGACUAUUUUUCGAUCGAAAAAAUUUUGAUUCAAACCACUUAUGAAAGAGCGAAACAACGACUCAUUAGUUUGAAGAAAGAGUUGGACGACAAGAGUGUCGGACAUUCACUGCUAUCCGGCUCUCCGUCUGUACUUCACGUGUCUUUCCUUCAGCCGUGUAUGACAUCCGAGCGGCUGUUGAUAUCAGUGGAUACACUGACGGGUAGUUUUCUGGUACACAUCCCUCAGUUCGAGGACUGUUCUCUUGUCGAUGAAAUACAGAACGUUAUCAACAAAAGUGUAGCAAAAGUUGUGCCCCUUUUCCGACAGUUAAGGAUUUGGAUGACAUGUCAGAGGUGUCGGAAGACCGUUGAAUCACUGCCAGUGCAUGUCGUGGAAAGCCUUCCAUUUCCCACAUCAUAUUCUCACCCAUUUAUGGACUUAAAGUCACCGAAACUUUAUUAUCGAUUUGGUAAACAUUAUAAUAACUGUUUGGUUACUGUUUUCGGUGAAAAGGAAUCUACAAAUGAAAUAGAAAUCGAUUACUAUUUGCUGUAUGUCUCACAAACAUCUGCCACUACUGUUGAGUCGAGCACUCAGUUUGAUGUGGAGCUACCGAAGCCUUAUCUGCAAAUAACGAAAGCCUUAAAACUAGACAUUUGCAACAUUUUGAGACAAUCGUUCUCUUCGGAAGACAUUUGUGAUAAAAACGGCAAACGGAAGAUGUGUUUAAGCAAUACUAAUGAGUCCAACAAAAUACCGCGCAAUGGGACCACUGGCUACUACAUCCCUGAGUUGGCACAUGUAGUCAGCUUUUGUGAGGAGAAGUUAGCCUACAGUUCGCUCUCAAGUGAACUACAGAAGCGGUCCAUAUGUCAUCAGGUGCUACAAGACUCUGACGGUUACACACAUUUCAUAGAUAUCGUCAAGUUUUCGCAGUGUUUCUCACAAUCAAACGGUGAGUCCUAUUGCGACAAACUUCAGGCCGACACUCUUAGCUCGACGAUUAGACUUCAGGGAAAGGGAUCUAAGAUAUGGAACGUUGUGCUCGCCUUCUGUAAUCCCCCGCUUCAGAGUCUUGCGGCCAAAGAGCACGGCUCACGACGUCUGCUAAGCCUUCCCUACGAUUAUGCGAGUGGUUCACAGACUCUCAUCAGCAAAAUGGUCGAUGAAUUACUCAGUGACUGGUCAGCCAUUGCUAGACUAUAUGAAGUGAUCAAAAAUUUUGCCGCAGAUCUCCAGUAUAAUAACCAAUUGACUGCUUUGCUUGACAUCAAAUCGUUUACUUAUAAGAAGAUUAUUAUAGGCUAUGGAAACAAUAAGACAUUCAUUGUAUCAAUAUAUUGGAAAUCAAGUGAAAAGAGAUUCCAACUGUGCUUUGGAUGUGUUGGUCAGGCGUUGUCUGAUUCUAACCCACAUGUCCUCAUUUGCUCUCAACUUCAAUAUGAGUUCAAUCAACACUUUUCCAUUGUUCAGUUGAUUCAAGUAUUGAAUUAUACUUUGAAUCCAUUGCUAACAAUUCAAUGUUUGAGUGGAAUUCCAUUGCUUGGAGUCGUUAACAGUAGGCCUCAACUACCGGUUCAGGCAUUUUGUGUUAUUCCUCAGUCUUCGACACACAUUCGUAUUAUAUACAGAAAUACGUAUUGUUUGGAUGUUAUCAUAUACUCAGACAACACAAUAGCCAUACGUGACGGCGCUUUCAGUCUUUUCGAAAAAACCAAAGUUAUGGAAGAGUUGACACCAAUUCAGGGAUUAAAGGCAUUUUUGGGUAAAUUUGUUGAUAAGACGACACAAAUGAGACGAUUAUCUCAGACCGAAGACGACAACCCGCCCUCUCCUAUGCCUCAAAUAGAAUCCGUCGAAUCCUAUCUGUACUCAACUUCUCAGAUGAAGACGUCGUCGCCAUCUAAAGGUGUCAACGAUGGCAACACUUCCAUGGCUUCCAAUCGAUCCAUAGCGCAUCAAAUGCCGUCAUCGGCUCAGGGAUCUAACCCUCACACGCCUACUUCACCCCACCCUACUUCAGUGCUAUCGCAAUCUGGAUUCACCUCAUCUCCCGGUGCUUUUCCAUUGGCUUCUCCACCCUCUCACAGUAUGUCCGGACACGGAGUGAGCUCUUCAUCCAAUCAAGUGGUCCCUUCGCCCUCAAUGCCUGUUCCCGAUCAGUCACCGGCUAAUAUAUUCGGUGUCAACUCGCCUAUGAACCCAUUGCACGCGCCCUCCCCUUCAUUCCUGCCAACGCCCUCCCCUUCCAAUCAGUUCCACUCUCAGUCACCCGCCUCUCAAUUCCUUCCGAGUAAUGCCUCACAAACAGCGAUAGACAACUCCAUCGGAUCUCCAUUUACGGCACCAAAUAUGCCGGCGUCUAAUCUCUCGAUGCCAUCGCCAGCACCUAAUGCAUGGCCGGGCAGUCCCUCACUUCCUCGUCCCUCUCCCCGUUCGAUCGGUCCCUCACAAAGUCCGGGCAUAAGUCAGGCCCACCUCUUGUCUAAUAUUAAUAGUCCGCAGACUAUGUCCGGUCCUCCACACCACUCGGCAAAUAUGCUUCAAAACACAGCUAACCCUCAAAUGGUUUCAACCCGAAUGUUGCCUCAGAGGGCGUGGGCCGCAGCCAUCCCUACUCUCCUCACACACCAGGGCUUCGAUAUAAUGUGCAGAUCUAACCAAAACCUCGACAAUAUACCCAUUCCUCCCAAUAAUAACAGCGUUUACUAUGCGUUGUCACAACUCGAGAGGUUUCUCGGAUGCGUUUACAUGAGACGUAACCUUCAAAAAGCUGUCUCUCAAGACAACAAUUUCCACAUUGCACAGACAUUUGAGUUCGGAGUGAUUCAGUUUAAAAACGAUUCCAUGCAAUUCAAAAUCAGUUUAGACAUCGCUUCCAUGCAGGUAGUGGUCAACUCGCUGCACAUAAAGAUCGCACCGUUGCCUGAAUUCAGUCACUGGGCCCGAGAAGAACUCGAAAUAUUGCAACAGUUUUUCGAGACUAAAGUUGUUUGCGCACCAUUUAAACCAAACGCAUUUCUGGCGUACAAUCGCAUCCUUAACGCUCCCAUGAAAAUACUGAAGGAUUGCAUUCAGUUAAUGCGAUUGGAAAUGGGUAAUCUGUCUUUUUAUGAACAGUUUCCCGACAGAACACUCAAGUGGUCGUUACAAUGGUGUCUCACUAUCCCUCCGGCGGCCCCUUCUAUUGGUCCGCCGGGAAUGUCAGCCUGUCUUAUGUUCAAAAACAAAAUGCUUAUAUUUAUACAAUUCACUCGAAUGCAAAUACCCGGCCAUCCAAUCAAUGCCGAACCCCUGUCUAUAAUCGUUCCCUUUAUUUACGACAUGAGUACCCAUAACAUACAAGUGGCCGGUUUUGGACGUGAAAACACUUAUUCUCAAUCACCGGCGCUCACUGUCAUCAACAAUAUGUUGAAACGAUUUGCAGAAUACACGGCAACCGGUACCGAUUGUCCCAUAUAUCUGGCUAUUCGUGAGAUUAUGAACAAUCUUCAGAUUCCGUAGCCGUUUCCCAUUGCAUCCAAUUGUUUCAAUGAAUUAAUUUUAAUUGAUUUGUACUAUAAUUCUGUUCAUUGUUUCGAUUAAUUAUUUAACUUAUUUUUCUGAUAAAUAGAGAG